Lytechinus variegatus (green sea urchin) is the source of this 2095-nucleotide messenger RNA. RefSeq lists its product as uncharacterized. The coding region runs from base 1 to 1590 and encodes 529 amino acids. The transcript has 11 exons. The record is from RefSeq and is a predicted model, not a curated record. Lineage: Eukaryota; Metazoa; Echinodermata; Echinoidea; Temnopleuroida; Toxopneustidae.
AUGUAUAUGCCAGCCCGUGUGCCAGUUGCCAAUAAUCCCCCUGUACAUGUAGGCGCACGUGGUGGCUUAGCUCAUGAUAAUGACGGGGAUGAUGAAGGAGAGAAUGAGCAAGCAAAUGAUGAUGAGGACAUAGAAGAUGCUGAACAAGUUUAUGAACAGGAAGAUUUCAAUCCUCAGAGAGAGAAUGAUGUUGACCUAGAAGUUCUACUUACAAUGUCAGGAGAUCUUGACAAACUUGGCAUAUCAUUUGGUUUGAGGCGGAAAUUGUCCGUGGCAAUUGGAAAGUCACAACAGCAGCCAGAGAGUACCUCAGACGAAAUCAUUGUACAUGCACAUGAUAAUUCAGCGAAGGAUAAUUCAGCGAAGAAUGAUUCAUCAGUAUCUGAUGGCCCAGUGCCCAAGAAGUUGAAAACUGUGAUGAAUCUCAAAGAAGUGCUAACAAAUUCAUCCGAAGGUCUAGAUCUUUUGAAGCAUCUUGAGAGUGGUUCUGUACUCAAUACUAAGCAGACGAAGACGUUAGUAAAGAUAGCGGUGGGACAUCUUAUUGACCUACAUGGAUUGUGGCCAACAGCUAAACAGAAGACGUUAUUAGCUAAGGAAAUAGUGCAGACAUGGCCUGUAACCAAAGAUACCACACCGGGAAUUGAAGGGCAUGAACAUUUCUUCUUGCCUGAUGGCUCUGGCUUUAUCCAGUUUAGGUUAAAAAAUGUAAGGGCAUCGCAAAGUGAGAGAAUUAAGCUACCGAGAAAAAUGGAACCUGAGAAAGAAACUAAUGAAGCUGUAGCAGAUAAAGCAGAUGAAGUAGCCACUGGCCAACAGCUGCAGAAUAUUCAGGAAAAGAUUGACUGGAUGAAGUUUUCUCCUCCCCACCGUUCCAACAUGGCCAUGCAUACGCAAUACUUUCAAGAUACACACAAGUACCGGCGACAGCUGGUGAUGGAUUGUAAUAAUCCUGUCUCCAUAACAGACAUGGUGACUACAUUUCCCAGAUACCAGGACAUUCCACAUUUGAUUGGCAUCGAUUUUGCGUUACUACAUGAAGAUGCAGCCGACAAACUGCUGUCAAAGUGGUCAACCUUGAGGGAGAAGAUCAUAUUGCAGGGCCAUCAGGAAUCUGAAAGCAUCAAGGAAGUAGUGAAACGCUACGAAGAUACAAACAGAGAUCUUUGUGCACUACUAACUGUGCUCUACACACUGCAUCGGCCGGUGCCAAAGUCGAAGGGCGUAAACUGUAGCAGAUCUGCAGCAGUACACUACCUUGUACAGCAAGUGCCAGAAGGAACAAGCAUCAAAGAAGCCAUCAAUCAUAUCAAGCAGACAUACAGGCAGCCCCUCAUAGUGGCCAUCGGGAAGGAGACAGGACAGCAGCAAUACUUCCUGUGCCUCGACAGUCUGCCUUUCAGUGCUGGACAGACGAUCGUAGAAGCGUUCGACAAGCUAUUCAAGAGUUUCUUCGUCUUUAAUGUACAUUAUCCGGACAUCCUCUCACAUUUCUAUGAUUUCUUUGCGGCUUUUGUCUACGAAAUUUGGCCCACCCAUAAGGUGAAGCCUAUGGUGCGUUCCUUCGCAUGUUCUAUCAAAUCUACAUAACUUAUACUUUGUCAACCAUUUCUCUUUCCCAUGCUCCCAACUUAAUUCCUGAUAGAAGGAGUGGGCUAUAAAUGGGUGAUUUUUUGUUUUACCCUGGUAACAGUUUUUUUCUGUUCCAUAUAUCCUACCUCAACAUAAAAUGACAAAAUUUUUGACCACAAAAAAGUGUGCAGGGCAAAAAUCCAAGAUGGCCGCCGUUUUCCUGAAAAAUCACAUUUUCAGCCAUAAUUUUGCCAUUUUGGGAUCUUUUUAGCUGGUUUUGGUGUCUAAUCCUAUAUAUUGGAGGGAGAGCAAUCUGUUUAUGCUACAAGAAGUAGUAUCAACCCUUCACCUGUAUAAAUAACCCUCUAUAUCCCUGCUUUGGGGGCUAAAUUAGCCCCGCCCCUCUUGACAUUUUUCUUGAUAAUCUGUCAAUGCAAAAAUAUUUCGGACAAAAAUAUUCUGGACUUUUUCAAUUGACAUUUCACACCCAUUUUAAGACCCUAUUUGCGAAAAUUGGGGGUAA